Stylonychia lemnae is the source of this 756-nucleotide messenger RNA. The record is from the annotation of a GenBank genome assembly. Lineage: Eukaryota; Ciliophora; Spirotrichea; Sporadotrichida; Oxytrichidae.
AUGACAACUACUUAAUCUUCAAAGACUUUCUCACUAGUUAAAUAUGAUACACCAAUUCUGGUCAGCAAAGCCUUUGGCAAGAGUAAGGCAGGAGCUAACUCUAAUGCCUCUUCUGCUGCCACCUCAGCUUCUUCAAAUAGAUCCAAGGAUGCUACUAGUACCAUGAGGACAGAGGAUUAUUUGAACUCAAUUUUACCUCCAAGAGAAUAUCAAGAUGGUGGUUAAUUAUGGGUAUAAUACGUAUCACCAACACCUGCUACAAGGAUCGAUGUCAUUAACCUUCAAGAUGAGUUAGAUAAAAAGCUCCAGGAACGCUAGGCUCGAGAGACUGGUAUUUGUCCUAUAAGAGAAGAACUAUAUUCAUAGGCUUUCGAUGAAUUAAUCAGAUAAGUUACGAUUAAUUGUGCAGAACGUGGAUUUUUACUCGUCAGAGUAAGAGAUGAAAUAAAGAUGACUAUUCAGGCAUACUAGACUCUCUACGAAUCCUCAGUUGCCUAUGGUAUGAGAAAAGCAUUAUAAGCCGAAUAACGAAAAUCAGAAAUGCUAAUCAAAAUAAACUAAUUGAAUGAUAAUUGCGAUGAAUUAGAGUAAGAAGUUGACGAUUUAAAAAGAAGAAUACAGUAACUGUUGAAAUAGGAGAAAAAGGAGAAGGAGCUAGGAGAAAAGAGGCAUUAAGACGAUAUGAAAUCGAUUAAUGAUGAUAAUCAGCUAUUAAAGAAUCAGUUAAAAGCUAUGCUCACUAAUGUUACCCAUUGA